AUGGAGUUGCCAGAAUUUAGACAGUGCCGAAAGGUCGCCGAUGUAAACCAACGAGUCAUUGUGAUGGCACAAGCACGGGUUGACUCUACCCACAAUCAUGCAUUCAUGAAGUAUAUGACUAUACCCGUUUAUCGACUCACGGUUUAUGAGGAGAAAACGGGUGGUUGGAGUGAGCUGCCACCAGUGCCCGGGUUCUCCGAUGGGUUGCCGAUGUUUUGCCACCUUGCUGCAUUGGGGUUGAACCUGGUGGUGAUUGGAGGGUGGAAUCCAGUGACUUGGGAGGUUUCAAAUGCUGUGUUCAUUUACAAUUUUCUUUCCGCCAAGUGGCGUCGUGGGACCGAUAUGCCAGGUGGUCAUAGAUCGUUUUAUGCUUGUGCGUCUAAUUCUGAUCGAACGGUGUUCAUUGCUGGUGGACAUGACUACAAUAAGAAUGCAUUAAGAUCUGUGAUGAUGUAUGACGUGACAAAAGAUGAGUGGGUCCAACUACCUGAUAUGGCAAGGGAGCGAGAUGAGUGCAAGGGGGUGUUCCACUGUGGCAAGUUCCAUGUCGUUGGUGGGUACCCCACAGAGAUGCAAGGUUGCUUUGAAAGAAGUGCCGAAGCUUUUGAUGUUGCCACAUGGCAGUGGGACCAAGUCCAAGAUGAUUUCUUGGAAACUGCCACGUGUCCAUUGACUUGCACAGAUGGUGGAGAUGAAAGACUCUUUAUGUGCCGAGCUGGUGAUGUGUCGGUGCUACAAAGUUCCACAUGGCAAGUUGUAGCUGAACUUCCAACUGAGGUACAACGUAUCACCUUCGUGACAGCAUGGCCGGACAAGAUGUUAGUGAUUGGCUGUACAAGAUUCGACGAGUCCCACAGAGUCUACGUAAUGGGUUUGAAAAAUCAUAAGUGGACAAAACUGGAGGCACCGGAGGAGUACUCCGGCCAUGUUCAGUCGGCCAGUUGCUUAGAGAUAUAA
This is a messenger RNA of Ilex paraguariensis (yerba mate), 957 nucleotides long. NCBI's taxonomy places the organism in Eukaryota, Viridiplantae, Streptophyta, Magnoliopsida, Aquifoliales, Aquifoliaceae. The record is from the annotation of a GenBank genome assembly.